AUGUCUUCCCCUCAGGUCAAUGGUGAUGUGAGCGCUGCUCACUCGGCGUUCCUCCAGCAUCUCCUCAACUACCCCGUCAUUAGCGACGGCGUCCACACUUUCAAGUCCAACGAAUACGGACAGAGGUCUAUCCAGCUCAGCGACGCCGCUUACCAGACCUUUGCCGCUCCUGUUCUUCCCUGGUUCCAAAGGCCCUACCAGUAUGUCUCGCCUUACGUCCAGAAGGUCGACUCCCUCGGCGACAAGACCCUCGACCGCAUCGACGAGAAAUUCCCCGUUGUCAUGAAGCCCACCGAGGAGCUCUACAACGAUACCAAGGGCCUCAUCCUUCUCCCCUACCACAAGGGCCUCGAGGGCCGGGACCACGUCUUUGAAGUGUACAGCUCGGAAUACAAGAAGAACGAGCAACCAGGCCUCGUCGCCCACGGAAAGGCCGCCGUUAUCACUGCGCUUGUCGUUAGCAACGAGACUCUCUCUUGGAUCAGCUCCUUCCUGCACCAGAAGAAGGCCGAGGCAACCAACGCUGUCAACGAAAAGAUCAACCAGUAG
Fusarium keratoplasticum is the source of this 549-nucleotide messenger RNA. RefSeq lists its product as uncharacterized. NCBI's taxonomy places the organism in Eukaryota, Fungi, Ascomycota, Sordariomycetes, Hypocreales, Nectriaceae. The transcript has 2 exons. The record is from RefSeq and is a predicted model, not a curated record. The coding region runs from base 1 to 549 and encodes 182 amino acids.